AUGAAGCAACGAUUUUCAUCCUUGGAUGUCAAGGUCAUCUCCCAGGAACUCUCCUCGGAGAUUGUCAAUUUGCGAGUGUCGAACAUAUAUGAUCUCUCAUCAAGGAUCUUCUUGUUCAAACUAGCAAAACCCGAUCAUCGUAAGCAGCUCAUCGUCGACUCAGGCUUUCGAUGCCAUGUUACCCAAUACUCGCGAGCGACGGCUACCAUGCCAUCUGGCUUCGUGUCUCGCAUGCGCAAGUUUCUUAAAUCCCGCCGGAUCACCUCUGUGAAGCAAAUCGGCACUGAUCGCAUUAUUGACUUCACCUUCAGCGAUGGCAUGUACCACAUGUUCUUGGAAUUCUUUGCGGGGGGAAACAUCAUCAUCACCGACCGUGAAUACAACAUUGUGGCUCUCUUCCGCCAAGUCUCCAUUGCCGAGGGAGAGGAGGCCAGGAAUUACCAUGGAGUCCCGGAAAUUACGCUGGAUAGGAUCAAGGAGACACUGGAGAAGGCGAAGGCACUAUUUGCAAAUGUCGACGGGGAGCCAAAGAAGUCAAAGAAGAAGAAGAAUGCGGAUGUGCUCAGGAAGGCCCUCUCCCAAGGCUUUCCCGAAUACCCUCCGCUUUUGCUGGACCAUGCUUUUGCGACAAAAGAUGUUGAUCCGGCAACUCCAUUGGACCUGGUCUUACAGGACGAGAGUCUGCUUCAACAAGUAAGAGGUGUUUUGGAAGAGGCUCAGAACCAGGAUAGGGGACUUUCAACGGAGGAGAACCAUCUAGGUUACAUCGUCGCGAAAGAGGAUAAUCGCAGUGCUUCUCAAUCAACCGGGAAGAACGAAAAGCCUUCGGAAACUGGCACACUUCUCUAUGAAGAUUUCCACCCCUUCAAGCCUCGACAGUUUGAAGGCCAACCAGGAGUUAGCAUUUUGGAAUUCCCUUCGUUGAACGCCACCGUUGAUGAAUAUUUCUCUUCGAUCGAGACCCAGAAACUCGAGUCGCGGCUUACAGAACGCGAGGAGACGGCGAAGAGAAAACUUGAUGCAGUGAGACAAGAGCAUGAGAAACGAAUUGGUGUCCUCAAGGAACAGCAAGAACUACAUAUUCGCAAAGCAGGCGCGAUUGAGGAUAAUGUUUAUCGUGUUCAAGAGGCCAUGGAUGCUGUCAAUGGCUUGAUCGCUCAAGGCAUGGACUGGGUAGAAAUUGCGCGCCUCAUUGAAAUGGAACAGGGCAGAGGAAACCCUGUCGCGAGAAUCAUUAAACUACCCUUGAAGUUACAUGAGAAUACAAUCACUCUGCUCCUUGGAGAAGCUGGCGACGAACCAGAUGAGGGUGAUGAGCUAUUCUCCAGUGAUGAGGAUGAAGAAUCCGAGGACGAGAAGGAAAAUGGUGGGGACCAACAAUCGUCAACAGUACUGACUAUCGAUAUUGACCUUGGCCUCACUCCAUGGGCGAAUGCCACGCAGUACUAUGAGCAGAAGAAACAGGCUGCAGAGAAGGAGCAAAGGACGGCGCAGUCAUCUACUAAAGCACUUAAAAGCCACGAAAAGAAAGUAACACAAGACCUCAAAAAGGGCCUGAAACAUGAGAAACAAGCGCUUCGGCAAACCCGACAGCCCUUUUGGUUUGAGAAGUUCCUCUUCUUCAUCUCUUCGGAGGGAUAUCUUGUCUUGGGUGGUCGAGAUGCUAUGCAGAGCGAGUUGCUCUACCGCCGCCAUCUCAAGAAAGGGGACAUCUUCGUGCAUGCGGACUUGGAUGGCGCCAGGCCUAUGAUUGUCAAAAAUAGGUCGAAAGAGCUUAAUGCGCCUAUACCACCAAGUACCCUUUCUCAGGCUGGAAAUCUAUGCGUUGCUACGUCGAGUGCGUGGGAUUCCAAAGCAGUCAUGUCGGCAUGGUGGGCUCCGGCCAACCAGAUAUCAAAAACUGCUGAAGUUGGAGGGCUUCUCCCUAUAGGCGAGUUUUUGGUCAAGGGCGAGAAGAACUUCCUUGCUCCGUCCCAACUUGUUCUUGGUUUUGGAGUGAUGUUCCAGAUCAGCAAAGAAAGUCUCAAAAAGAAUCACAAAACACACCUUUUUGAUGAGCCCGAGUCGUCCGAGACGACAGCGGAGGUCGUCCAUGACCCUACCGAGGAAAGCACGCAGCCUCCUGAACAACAAGAGACUAUUGAGUCUGGUACGCCUUCCGGGGAGUCCAAAGAGCAAGCUGAAGAGGAGAGCUCCGAGUCGGAGGACGAACAAGAUAACGCAGACUCACUUCCCGCUCGAAAUCCAUUGCAGCGUGGACUCUCGGAGCCUCUUGACGCUGAAACUGCACAAGAUGAGACCAAGGAUGCCGGGCCAGAUGGUGAAGAUGCUCCUAACAAGCCAGAGGAUGCAGACGCUACGUCGGAUGAGGUAGAAGUAAACUCUGUGCAUGAUGCAAAGACACCAGUACAGGAGAGCUCACUUCACCAUGAAACUGAAUAUCUUUCGGCUAGGGAAAGGCGAUCACUUCGAAAAGAACAAGCAUCCGACAAGAACUCGAAUGGGACAUCUACCAAAGCAACGAACGCUAAACAAGUGCUGGCAAAUACUCGAGGCAAGAAAGCAAAAGCCAAAAAGGCGGCCGCAAAGUACGCUGAUCAGGAUGAGGAAGACCGUGAACUAGCUCUUCGUUUGCUUGGGGCGAACAAAGCCAAGGCUAGCAAGGCUGCCGCUGCAGCUGAAGCUAAGGCGAACCGCGAUAAGGAAGCUGAGGCGCAGAAGAAGCGCCGCCAGGCGCAGCAUGAGCGUGCUGCAGAAGCUGAACGAAGGCGACAGGCCCUGUUUGAAGAAGGUGGGGAUGACUACGACGAAGAGACGGCUGCCGCAGAGGCAGCAGAUCUCGAGUGGAUUCCAGCAUUGAUUGGAACGCCUCAUCCCGAGGAUGAGAUCAUUGCGGGCAUUCCCGUCUGCGCUCCGUGGGCAGCAUUAGGCCGAUAUAGAUACAAGGUCAAAUUGCAACCCGGCACGGUGAAGAAGGGAAAGGCUGUCAAGGAGAUCCUCGGACGUUGGGUGGCUGAAACCACUACCGGCAAGGUUAAGAAGGAAUACGUUGAAGAAGCUGGCAUUAGCUUUGCUGAUGCGGAGAAGCUCCGGGCACGGGAGGGAGAUGCGAUCAAGGCAUGGAAGGAAACAGAGAUCAUUAACAGCGUUCCUGUUGGGAAGGUGCGCAUUAUGCUUGCAGGUGGAGGCGGAGGCGAUGGUAAAGGAAAAGGGAAAGGUGGUGGCCCAGGUACUAACAAGGGAGGGAAAGUCACUUCAGCGAAGCUGGUUUCCUUUAUCUCUCGCCUUGUCGCUGGCGGCUGUCCGCGCAGCUUCACGAGGUUCUUAAAUACUACUGCCAAAAUGUCGCCUAAAGAGCAAACUCGGAUUUUGUCAGUCCGCCGGUUGAAUAAAGAAGGUCCUGGAAGUAAAUCGCUUUUAGAAUGGUGGGAAAGUGAGCGCAGCAAUAAAACACCAGAAGCCGCCGCGAUCGAAGAGGCCGGCCAACUGCUCCGGACAAGCAAUAUCCCUGUUGCGUUUCCUACAGAGACGGUGUACGGGUUAGGAGCCGAUGCAACACGAAGCGAAGCGGUUCAAGGGAUCUACAAGGCAAAACAGAGGCCGUCGGAUAACCCGUUAAUCGUGCAUAUUGACUCACUCGAAAUGUUGGAACGGCUGCUCAACCCGCAGGAGUCGAGUCCCUCGUCGGAUACCCCGAGAAACACAAUUCCUUCUAUCUAUCAGUCUUUGAUCGCCCGUUUUUGGCCAGGCCCCCUUACGAUUCUUCUUCCCAACCCAUCUGGAUCGCUUCUCGCGAGUGAGGUUACUUCUAAACUGACUACUUUUGGUGCUCGCAUGCCUUCUUCGCCGCUCGCGCGGUUGUUAAUCCAUGCUGCGGACCGGCCGCUGGCGGCACCCUCGGCGAACGCAUCGACCAAACCAUCCCCAACUGCGGCGGAACAUGUGUAUCAUGACCUCCAAGGCCGUAUCGAGCUAAUUCUUGAUGGGGGUCCUUGCGGGGUGGGAGUUGAGAGUACUGUGGUAGACGGCCUGUGUGACCCUCCCGCCAUUCUGCGACCAGGUGGUAUUGGCAUUGACGAGAUCCGGGCGUGCGCGGGAUGGGAAAAUGUACAACUAGGAUACCAUGACGGUACUCUCGACGUGAAAGAGAUCCCUCGGGCGCCGGGUAUGAAAUAUAGACACUAUUCUCCGAAGGCACGUGUGGUACUCUUCGAAGCCAGCUCCAAGGAGCAGUCUGUCUCCAAGCAUAUUCGCAAGGACUUGGAAGACACAGCCAUCGGGGCACAUAUGGUUGGCAUCGUGCGAACGAGGCAUUGGAAGCGGGGACUCGGAUUAUUGUCCGAGGAAGAAAUCGAGAGAACCCUCAAGCCCCUUCCAUCACUAGUCAACGGUCUUGUGGGAUUCUCUGUUCCCAUCAAGGGCAACCCCGGUCGUAGCCCUGCAUUCAAGGAGGCCUUUGAUUGUCGUCUGGGGCCGGACGUCGAGUCCAUUGCGCGCGGACUAUUUGCGGCGCUCCGUGCCAUGGACGAAAUGGAGGUCGAUGUCAUCUAUGUAGAGGGCAUUCCUGAUCAACAAGGCGACCGUGCAGCUGCCGUGAUGAACCGACUCCGCAAAGCUGCGGGGGCCGAAUUGCGAGUUUAG
Molecule: messenger RNA, 4641 nt
Organism: Aspergillus alliaceus
Lineage: Eukaryota; Fungi; Ascomycota; Eurotiomycetes; Eurotiales; Aspergillaceae
Product: putative DUF814 domain protein
Exons: 6
Coding region: 1-4641 (1546 amino acids)
Biological process (GO): ribosome-associated ubiquitin-dependent protein catabolic process; rescue of stalled cytosolic ribosome
Cellular component (GO): RQC complex
Molecular function (GO): ribosomal large subunit binding; tRNA binding; double-stranded RNA binding
Source: RefSeq, a predicted model, not a curated record